Molecule: messenger RNA, 1711 nt
Organism: Trichosurus vulpecula (common brushtail)
Lineage: Eukaryota; Metazoa; Chordata; Mammalia; Diprotodontia; Phalangeridae
Gene: TRADD
Product: TNFRSF1A associated via death domain
Exons: 5
Coding region: 288-1247 (319 amino acids)
Biological process (GO): positive regulation of canonical NF-kappaB signal transduction; extrinsic apoptotic signaling pathway
Cellular component (GO): tumor necrosis factor receptor superfamily complex
Molecular function (GO): transmembrane receptor protein tyrosine kinase adaptor activity
Source: RefSeq, a predicted model, not a curated record
GGGUGGGUCAGAGGAAGGACCCGGGCCCGUAGGCCCUUAGACCCAUCCAUUACGUAGCUCCAGUCACUACGCUUCUUAACUGCACCGGCUGCUCGCCAGGGGCCGCCCCGACCCCGAAAUUUGGGGGAUCCCGGGACUGGGAGCCAGCUCUGCCCCUCCCCUUCUCUCUUCUUCCUCCUCCCUGCUCCCUCUCCCCUUGGGCUCUGCGCAAACCCGGAAGAACGGGUGGACAGAACCGGUGUCUGCGAGAACCGGAGCAGCGGGGACCGGACCGCUAGGAGCCUGGGAUGGCAGAUGACUCCAGGAAGAUGGCAGAUGGCCUCCAGGAGUGGAGCGGCGGUGCUUACCUGUUUGUGGAAUCCUCGACGGAGACAGUGAUUCUGCCUAACCUAUACCAAGAUCCUCAGCAGAAGUUGGCAAUAUUUCGGGUCCUUAAAUUGGCACUGGCAGGAUGCACCGGGAGCCAGGAUGGAGUGCAGAUUCUGAAGAUCCACUGCAGCAACCCGAAGCUGAUCGUGCAGCUGAAGUUCUGCGGGCAGGAGCCGUGCACCCGCUUCCUCCGGGGGUACGGCGAGGGGGCUCUGCGGGCCGCGCUCCAGGACAGCCUGGUGGCCUUGCUCGGCCACGCCCAGAACCCGGUGCCGCUGCACCUGGAGCUGCGCGUCGGCUCCGAGCGGCUGGACUUGAUGCUGCAGGAGGAGGAGCGCUGCUUGCACUGCAUCCAGCAGGCCAAGCCGGACCGGCUCCCAGAUGAAGAGAUAGGCGAGCUGGAGGUUGCUUUCCGUAGCCUGACCUGCGAUCCGGGGGGCGGUGGAGCCCCCAAGGCCCCUGCCCCCAAGGCGCCAGCCCAUUCGCCCCCUCCGUCGGCUCCGGCUCGGGCUCCGGCUCCGGCACAGACCUUUGUGUUCCAGGGUCAGCAGUUUGCUAACCGUCCGCUGAGCCUGGAGGACCGACAGAAGUUCGCCCGCUCCGUGGGCCGCAAGUGGCGGACGGUGGGCCGGGCGCUGAACUGCCGGGCCCUUCGGGAGCACGACCUGGACGCCCUGGCCUACGAGUACGACCGCGACGGGCUUUACGAGCAGGCCUUCCAGCUGCUGCACCGCUUUGUGCUGGCCGAGGGCCGCCGGGCCACCCUGCAGCGCCUCGUCGAGGCUCUAGACAAGAGCAGCCUCACCAGCCUGGCCGAGGACCUGCUGGGGCUGCCGGCGUACCGGGAGGACCAGGCCCGGGAAGAGGAACAGGAUUAGGCCCCACCUAACUUGAGCCAGCAUGACUCAGACCUGCUGGACUAAGGGUGGGAUGCCUGAUUUGUCCGGAGUAUGAGGGGAGGGGUCCUGACCUACUCCACGUACUUCGGGGACUACUCGGAGACAGCUGGAGGAGAGCUGAAGGGCUGAGCUCCUGCCCUUCCCCCACACUUUGAUGUCUCUCAGACUGAUGGGCCCUUACCCAGAGUGUGUAUUAGGCCCUCCUGGUGCCCACCCGCCCAUAGCUAACCGUUAUCUGGGCUAGAGGCCAAAGCACUUUGUAGAUGUCCCACGCCCCAGCUCCUUGUAUCCAAGAGAAGCCGGUUCAGCCGAGCAUAGCUGAACAUAAUAGAUAAGUAGAGGGCCCUGCGGCCUUGAUUGGCAACUGAUAGUCUGGGUCUAGGCCGGGGAGGUGCAUUAGGGGAAGAAAAAGAACUGGGGUGGGGAGUGGUUAAUAAUAUUUA